Messenger RNA from Staurois parvus, 406 nucleotides. The record is from the annotation of a GenBank genome assembly. Lineage: Eukaryota; Metazoa; Chordata; Amphibia; Anura; Ranidae.
GUGCCACUUUCAGGUCUCCUCACACACUGCUGGUGUGUUCCAUUUUUUGUCAUAGGGUGCUGGCAGAUUACGGGCCUCCCAUAUAGCUGCUGCCAGGCCCCUAAUCUGCCAUGGGCCCCUAUACCGCCUCCUCAUGCUGCUGCCAGGUCCAGAGUCUCUCAUGGGUCCCUGUACGGCCUCCCAUUGCUGCUGUCUCCAUCGCCACACUCUGCCAUGUGCCACUUUCAGGUCUCCUCACACUCCUGCUGGUUUCCAUUUUGUCAUAGGUUGCUGUAUGGCCUCCCAUUGCUGCUGCCUCCACCGCCACACUGUGGCUCCAAACACUGGUUUUGGCCCCGUGACUGGCCAAAUGAGUGAAGUGUGCGGUGAUUCUAAGAUCGACGGCACUCAUCUGCAUGUCAUACUG